Molecule: messenger RNA, 2125 nt
Organism: Elaeis guineensis (African oil palm)
Lineage: Eukaryota; Viridiplantae; Streptophyta; Magnoliopsida; Arecales; Arecaceae
Source: RefSeq, a predicted model, not a curated record
AGCCUUUCCCCAAUCCCUUCUCCCUCCCUCUCAAAACCCUUUCUUUCCUAGUUUCCUCCCUCACCCUCCGCCCUCCUCCUUCCCAUUUCCCCAAAUCCAAUCCAAUGAGAAACAAUAUCUCGCAUCAUCCGUGGCUCCAGGCCCAGCUGGCCGAUAAUGUUGACAUGCCAAGAACCAAAUACUAAGCAGAAGCAUCAUCCAUCAUGAGUCUCCAAGUCCACCAGACGACUCACGACCAACUCCACCGCCUCCCUUCUUCCUCCUGCCACCUCCACCCGGACGAGCUCAUCACCGGCUUCUGCGCUUCUUGUCUUCGCGAGCGCCUCGCCGACCUCGACACCGCCGCUGCCGCCUCCUGCUCCUCCGGCCGUAGGUCCACUUCCUCCGCCUUCAAAUUCCUUUCGUUCAAGGCCGCCGGAGGAGGGCCGCCCACUUCCUCGAACUCCACCUCCUCUUCGUUCUUGCGCCCAGAGCUCCGACGUUGCAAGUCUUUUUCCUGCGGCCGUAUCGACGGCUUCGCCAGGUCCCGCGCCUCGGCCGCCUUCGAGUCCCAGCGCAAGUCCUGCGACGUCCGGGUGCGCAACACCCUGUGGUCCCUCUUCCACCAGGACGACAACAAUCGGCUCCGCGACAUUGUCCUCCCCUCCGCCGCGGCGGCCUUGGCCGGCGGCGAGAUCGAGGUCGAGCGCCUCUCGGCCUCCGUCGCGCCUCCAGCGAUCGAAACCCGGGAAGAAAACGAGGAGGAGGGGAGAGACAACGGGGACGAAAUCAGGGACCUGGAUCCCGUCCUGGUGGUGGGAACGUCUGGGGAGAUCGAGGGACGAGUGCGGGAGGAGGAGGCGGAGCUGAAGCCGAUGAAGGACCAUAUAGAUCUUGACUCCGCCGCCCAGGCCAAGAAGCCGCCUCCCAAGGACCUCAAGGAGAUCGCCGGCAGUUUCUGGCUCGCCGCAUCCGUAUUCAGCAAGAAGCUCCGGAAGUGGCGGAGGAAGCAGAAGCUCAAGAAGCAGCAGGCCGGUAGCAAGGGGGCCGCGUCCGCUAUGCCAGCACCGGAGAAGCCGCACCAAUCGUCCCGGCGGUUCCGCGAGACGCAAUCGGAGGUCGCCGUUGACGCGUUCGGCCGGCGGUCAUGGGACAUCGACCCGCGGUUCUCCCUCGACGCCGGCCGGAUCUCUUUGGACGAUCCCCGGUUCUCGUGGGACGAGCCGAGGGCCUCGUGGGACGGCUACAUCGUCGGAGGCCGAUCCGUGCUACAUCGCCUCCCUCCCAUGCUCUCUGUCGUCGAGGACGGCCCCGUUCCCGCCGUAGAGCGGUCGGACAGCCAGAUCCCCGUCGAGGAGGACGCCAUGGCCCCGGGCGGCUCCAUCCAGACUCGAGACUACUACUCGGAGACGUCUGGCCGGUGGCGGCGGAGCUUCGAGCGGUCCAACUCCGUCCGGAAGGGGACGGUCGAGAUUAACGAGACGAAGCCAGCCUCCGAUGCCAGGGAGUCUCCCGCCAGCGGCACCGACUUGUUCCCCUUCCACUCCCCGGGAAGCUUGCUCUUGAGAGGUUUCGGCUCUAAUUCGGUGAGGGAGGAGCGCUCCGAGAGCUUCGAAUCGGCGUUGAGAGACCACUCCUGCAAGGGGAGCUGGAGAAAGAAGUCCAGGAGGUGGGGCAAGGCGUGGAACAUCUGGGGGCUUAUACACCGCAGAGGCGGCGCCAGAGGAGGAGGAAGCGGUGUGGUGGUCGAGAGAUCCUUCUCGGAGUCCUGGCCUGAGCUGCGGGCUCGGGGUUGCAACGGCAGGAUUUUGCGGUGCAGCAGCAGUGUAAGCUCGAGGAGGUAUUUCGGUGGAAAUGGUGGUAUGGGCAGCAUGAGGAGGAGCAGCUGCAUGGAGAACGACGGGCACGGGAAGAAGAGGGAGGAGAUCGUGGUGGAGAGGAACCGGAGUCCCACGCACCUGGACAUUUGGUUGCUCAGGUGGCGGAAUGGAGGAUUGGGGUUCACAAGGAGAGCAAGCUAUGUUUGUACCGAGCCGGUAAAACGGUUUGCAUCAGGUUCAUGUUCUUCCUGGGAGUAGGCUGCAAGCACAAAUUUCUGUAUCGUUCUUGCUGGCGGGGUGAAAAGGCAUUAAUUAUAUUUGCGUUG